This is a messenger RNA of Pseudonaja textilis, 1464 nucleotides long. It is a transcript of the gene EIF2S2, whose product is annotated as eukaryotic translation initiation factor 2 subunit beta. Lineage: Eukaryota; Metazoa; Chordata; Lepidosauria; Squamata; Elapidae. The record is from RefSeq and is a predicted model, not a curated record. Gene Ontology annotation, biological process: formation of translation preinitiation complex; translational initiation. Gene Ontology annotation, cellular component: eukaryotic translation initiation factor 2 complex. Gene Ontology annotation, molecular function: mRNA binding; translation initiation factor activity; translation initiation factor binding.
UCUCCUCCUCCUGCUGCUGCUGCUACUGCUGAUGCAAGAGCUGAGCGCGGCGGCGAGGCGAGCAAGACGGACUGAGCGAUUGACUUCCUGGACAGCGUUGUGCGGUUUUUUUUCUUUCUUCUCCCCCCACCCGAGACGGGCGCUUCUGAGUUUCUGCUUUGACGGUCAGGGAGAUCCGUCGCCAUGUCGGGAGACGAGAUGAUCUUCGACCCUACUAUGAGCAAGAAGAAGAAGAAGAAAAAGAAGCCGUUUAUGCUUGAUGAAGAAGGUGGUGAUGCACAAACAGAGGAGACACAGCUAUUAGAAACAAAAGAAGUAGAGCCAGAACCAGCAGAAGACAAAGAUAUAGAAGCUGACGAAGAGGACAGCAGAAAGAAAGAUGCAUCAAAUGAUUUAGAUGACUUAACCUUCUUUAAUCAGAAGAAAAAGAAGAAAAAAACAAAAAAGAUAUUUGAUAUUGAUGAAGCUGAAGAGGGACUGAAGGACCUAAAAAUUGAGGGUGAUGUGCAAGAAACAGUAGAACCAGAAGAUGACCUUGAUAUCAUGUUAGGAAAGAAGAAGAAAAGAAAGACGGCAAAGUUUACAGAUGAGGAUGAAGUAUUAGAUAAAGAAGAAGCAUUGGAAGAUGAUGACAGCAAAAAAGAUGAUGGAAUCUCUUUUAGCUCUCAGUUAGGACCUGCAUGGGCAGGCUCGGAAAGGGAUUACACAUAUGAUGAGUUGCUGAAUCGUGUAUUUAACAUCAUGAGGGAAAAAAAUCCUGAUAUGGUAGCUGGUGAAAAAAGAAAAUUUGUUAUGAAACCUCCCCAGGUUGUAAGAGUAGGAACAAAGAAAACAUCAUUUGUUAACUUCACAGAUAUCUGUAAACUAUUACAUCGUCAACCUAAACAUCUCCUGGCUUUUUUGCUGGCAGAAUUGGGUACAAGUGGUUCAAUAGAUGGCAACAACCAACUUGUAAUCAAAGGAAGAUUCCAACAAAAACAGAUAGAAAAUGUCUUGAGAAGAUAUAUUAAGGAAUAUGUCACCUGUCAUACGUGUCGGUCACCAGACACAAUCUUGCAGAAGGACACCAGAUUAUAUUUUUUGCAGUGUGAGACUUGCCAUUCGCGCUGCUCUGUUGCCAGCAUUAAAACUGGUUUCCAGGCUGUCACAGGCAAGAGAGCGCAGCUCCGUGCCAAAGCUAACUAGUUGGCUGGUUGACACUGAAUUUUUGCGAAAUGAUCUGGGUGCAAAUGGCUGGACAGGCUUACAACCUGAAUGGAUUUACGAUGUAUUAAAAACAAGAUAGUAAAAGCUGCUUUGCUUUGGGUUGGUCUGUGAAAUUCUUGCAAGAUCAGAUCCUCAAGCUGUUGGCAUUUGCUAACUGAAUAUUUUACCAACUGUCAAGUGAUGAGAAAGGAGGUGCUUUUUAAUCUGUUCAUAGAAUUCUGUAAAAUGCAAGAGAAAUUAAAGUUAUUAUAACAGUGA